AUGACGUCGUUGAAAGCCUAUGAGCCCUAUGUUGAUGAGCUCAUCUCCAAGUUCAUAAAAGUUUGUGAGGAACACGCUGAGAAGAAGCAGGUGCUGAAUUUGAGCCGCUGGUGCUACAACUACUGCUUCGACGUCGUUGCGAAACUGUCUCUGGGCAAACCUCUCGGCUUUCUCGAUGGAUAUGACACGUAUGGUCUGUAUGAAAAAGUCAAGCGAUUUGGGGCAUACGUCGCCAUCGUCUCCCAAAUGCCCUGGCUGCACAAGGUCGUCCAAGAAAAUUUCGUGAUGAGGCGCUCGAGGCCAUCGCCGUUUCUCAAAGUUGUGUCUGAGAUUGUCAACGAACGUGUCUACCAAGGCAAAUCUGAUACCCGACCAGACCUGUUGUCUUAUUUCGUCUCCACACAUGAGCAACAGCCUCAGCUCAUGACAACAAAGCAGGUCGCGAUAUCGGCCUCAGGGAACCUGAUCGCCGGCAGUCUCAGCCCCGGGAAGACUUUCCACGAAAUGUGCAAGUACCUGGCGAGCAACCCAGCCUCGCAGGACAAGUUGUACGCGGAACUGAAAGAAGGUGGAUGCGGACCGUUUCCGACUUUUGACGAACUUCAGGAACUGCCGUACCUAUUGGGUGUUGUCAAAGAAGCCUUACGUCUUCACAGCUCUGCCUCAUUCAAUCUGCAGCGAGUCACUUCUUCGGCGGGUUUGCGGCUGCCCAAUGGCGUGUUUAUUCCAGGACAUAUUAAUAUCGGCUGUCCAGCUUCUCAAAUCAACCGGGACCGCCAUGUAUUUGGUCAGGAUGCCGAUGUAUACAUCCCGGAGAGAUGGAUGAAGAGAACGGCUGAGACUAACGAGGAAUAUCUCGAAAGGAAAGGAUUUAUGGAGAAGACGGAGCUCACUUUUGGGCAGGGAUCUCGGACGUGCGUUGGCAAGAACAUAUUCGCCUUGGAGGUGUACAAAGUCGUGGCUACCUUAGUGAGCCUCUACAAGGUACGUAACGCCACUCAUUCCUGA
This is a messenger RNA of Colletotrichum scovillei, 1008 nucleotides long. RefSeq lists its product as uncharacterized. The transcript has 2 exons. Gene Ontology annotation, molecular function: oxidoreductase activity, acting on paired donors, with incorporation or reduction of molecular oxygen; heme binding; monooxygenase activity. Bases 1 to 1008 code for a protein of 335 amino acids. NCBI's taxonomy places the organism in Eukaryota, Fungi, Ascomycota, Sordariomycetes, Glomerellales, Glomerellaceae. The record is from RefSeq and is a predicted model, not a curated record.